CUCUACUAUAUAUGCACCAUAUGAGUCUUUACUCGAUCUAAAGGACAUCAAUGGCGGAAGAAAAGAGUAAGAAGAAGACCAUCGUUGCAUCCGACGGCGACAACGACGAACAUGAUGAUGACUACUCAUCAUGUGACCAAGAUCCUCAAGAGACGGACCUUAGUUGGAUUCUUGACAAACUCAGUUUAGGAGAGAAGAAGGAGGAAAAGAAAAAACUGUUGGUCUUAAGUCUGAAUGGUCUACUUCUACACCGUGUCCAUAAAAAAGUUUCGCAUUUAGCUCCCAAGAACCGUUCUCCUGAUGCUUCAUGUGGACCAAAUCUUGUGUAUAAGAGGCCAUUUGCUGAAGAGUUUAUGAAGUUUUGUCUUGAGCGAUUCGAAGUUGGGAUUUGGUCCUCUGCUUGCGAGAAAAAUGUUGAUAUAAUUCUAAACAUUAUUCUUGAAGACCUACAAGAUAAGCUACUGUUCGUGUGGGAUCAAGAAGAGUGCACGGACAGUGGAUAUAAAACACUAGAGAACAGCUACAAGCCUUUGUUCUUUAAGGAUCUCUCUAAAGUGUUUCAAUGCUUCAAAGGUUUCUCUGCCUCAAACACCAUCUUCAUCGAAGAAGAACCUUACAAAGCUCUUCUCAAUCCUGACAAUACUGGUCUGUUCCCGUUGAGUUAUGAUCCGUCAGACGAAAAAGAUGGCUUACUUGAUCCGGAAGGAGACUUCUGCUCUUACUUGGAUGGUCUGGCAAAAUCAUCGGAUGUUCAGGCUUAUAUCAAAGAGCAUUCUUUUGGACAGCCCAAGAUCGAUUCUUCUCAUCCUGACUGGUCUUUCUACCGCAAAGUCGCAAAGAUUGUCUCUUGAUCUUUGCAUAUUUAUCAGUUUUUUUUUUUUUUAAGUUUUCAUAUUCUCAAUGUUUCCCUUCUUUUGACUUACUACUAAAGACGUGAACAAAGUCUUAUUUCAAUUCUAAGAAUAAAGUUGGAUCACUUCUUUUUCAUCA
Molecule: messenger RNA, 990 nt
Organism: Capsella rubella
Lineage: Eukaryota; Viridiplantae; Streptophyta; Magnoliopsida; Brassicales; Brassicaceae
Product: probable C-terminal domain small phosphatase
Exons: 6
Coding region: 51-851 (266 amino acids)
Molecular function (GO): phosphoprotein phosphatase activity
Source: RefSeq, a predicted model, not a curated record